Molecule: messenger RNA, 931 nt
Organism: Neltuma alba
Lineage: Eukaryota; Viridiplantae; Streptophyta; Magnoliopsida; Fabales; Fabaceae
Product: succinate dehydrogenase assembly factor 1, mitochondrial
Exons: 2
Coding region: 256-552 (98 amino acids)
Biological process (GO): mitochondrial respiratory chain complex II assembly
Cellular component (GO): mitochondrion
Source: RefSeq, a predicted model, not a curated record
CGUAAAUCCGUCGUGUCGCCGGCAGCCCUCCCUGUCUCCAUUGGCUGAUCGUGUUCGACGGCAGUUCACGCUGGCUCUUCUCUCUCACAGACCGCCAUCCCCACAAAUCCGUGAAUCUGCUGCUCUCCCUGCUAUUGCACGGGCGUUGGGUCUGUUGUUGUGAGGAAUGUGAUGACGUUUAUGUGAAGCCGUGAACAGUGCUGGAAGUACAGUGAAAAGCCGCGUCAUAUCCGUUGCUAGAAGUGGCUAGGUUCAAUGGGAGCCUCAAGAGGUCCAAGGCUCUCUGGAAUGCAGAAGCAAGUACUUAGCCUGUACAGAGGGUUUCUACGAGUAGCCCGCUCCAAGUCUGAAGAAGAAAGACGCAAGAUAGAAUCAGUGGUAUCAGAAGAAUUCAGACGCAAUGGCAAGCAGGUAGAUCGCAAAAAUUUUCUCUACAUUGAAUAUUUGCUUCGCAGAGGCAAGAAACAGCUUGAUCAACUUAGCGACCCUGGUACCACUGGAUUGUCUUCCUUACAAGUUAAUUUGCCUAAUAUUAAUAAGCCUGACUCUUAAACUAAAUGCAUUCUUGUCAUUCAAUUUCCAAGCUGAUGUUAUACUUUACAUAAAAAAUUAUUACAAGGACCAACAAUGGUUGGGUCCAAUAGAAGAGACUUGAUUUCUUAAAGCAACAUGAAGGAUUUGAACCUUAUGAAUGGGGGAAAAAAAUUCCCAUUGGAAGAGUUACUCACAGUUGGAGCCGGUAAAGAUUGUUGUUGUAGUCAAAUCAUAUUCUCCUGGUCCUAAAUAUAGUCAAAUCAUAUUCUUCUUGUACAAACCUGAAGUAGAAAGUUCAAAAGAGGUUACAGUAUCAUGCCCGAACACGGCACUGGAUCGGAAAAAAGAAAUUAUAGUUUGUAAGAUAUCUAAUGAAAUCAGUGUUAUAAUUGAGAUA